Ilex paraguariensis (yerba mate) is the source of this 957-nucleotide messenger RNA. The record is from the annotation of a GenBank genome assembly. NCBI's taxonomy places the organism in Eukaryota, Viridiplantae, Streptophyta, Magnoliopsida, Aquifoliales, Aquifoliaceae.
CCAAAACUCAAUCUCAAACAUAGCAAUGCCAAAACUUGAGAAAUCUAACUCUCUUCUACUAUAUCAAACAAUCCUUUAUGUAAUGAGAAAAGAACUGGGCAAUGAAGAAAGAAAUUAUCAGUAUUUGCCUUACUAGUAUUCUCCCUACUCCUUUGACACAGUGCACUGGUGAGGAAGCGAAGAGUGAUAAGGUCUCCUCCUUUGAAGCAAGUCAUUAGUGUUAAGUUUCUUUGAUCAACAAUCCAAGAUAAAACUUGGACUUUAAUAGGUACUUUUGUUGCAUUUUAUGCUUCUAGUCAUUGAGAUGAUUCUAUGGCAGGAUAUAUUGGAUAGAUGGAGUCUUCCAAAGAGACAGGCUGCCGAGCUCCAGAAGGCCCCAUUCUUUGCGUUAACAAUUGUGGCUUCUUUGGUAGUGCAGCCACUAUGAACAUGUGUUCCAAGUGUCACAAGGACAUGAUCUUGAAGCAGGAACAGGCAAAGCUUGCAGCUUCCUCCAUUGAGAAUAUUGUGAAUGGCAGCUCUGGCAGCAAUGGGAAGGAGCCUCUGGUUGCUGGUGCCGUGAAUAUGCAAGCUGGACCUGUGGAGUUGAAGGUUGCUCCUACACAAGCAGCCAGUGAUUUAUCCUCAAGCCAGAGUUCAGAGGCAAAGGCGAAAGAGGGUCCAAAUAGGUGCAGCACUUGCCGCAAGCGUGUGGGUCUAACAGGUUUCAAUUGCAGGUGUGGAAAUCUCUUCUGUGCAGUUCAUCGCUACUCUGACAAGCACGACUGUCCAUUUGAUUAUCAGACUGCGGGUCGGGAUGCUAUAGCCAAAGCCAAUCCCGUCGUGCCCUUUAGUCAAAAGAAUGGUUUAAGGCACGAGAAUGGAGGGCAUCUUUGCAAGUCUAAUGAACUUGAAAGUCCUCAAUUGGUUACUGUUGCUUUGCUUGCUCCAGUGUAUAAGUCUUUAUUUGUNCUUUAG